GUCUCCGAGCCAGUUCUCGCGGUGCUGGCCAGGCUCAGCCUCCUUCCCCUCCCCGGCGAGCGGUGACUGUGCACGGCGGAGCGGGGAGCGCCGAGCCGGGCGCCGGGGGAGCCCGCGCCGCCCCGCCGAGCCAGGAGGAAGGCCGCCGAGCAGCGCGCCCGCCCGGCCCGUCCCCGCCGCCUUGCCCCAUGCCCCAGCGACGCUGAGCCUCCCGCAGCCCGAACAUGGCCACCACGGCAACGUGCACCCGCUUCACCGACGAGUACCAGCUCUACGAGGAGCUCGGCAAGGGAGCCUUCUCUGUGGUCCGUAGAUGUGUAAAGAAAAAUUCUUCACAGGAAUAUGCUGCAAAAAUCAUCAACACCAAAAAACUGUCGGCCAGAGAUCACCAGAAACUGGAACGUGAAGCUCGAAUUUGCCGACUUCUAAAGCAUCCAAAUAUUGUGCGACUCCAUGACAGUAUUUCAGAAGAAGGUUUCCAUUACCUCGUCUUUGAUCUGGUUACUGGUGGGGAGCUCUUUGAGGAUAUUGUUGCUAGAGAAUACUACAGUGAAGCAGAUGCCAGCCACUGUAUUCAUCAGAUACUGGAGAGUGUGAAUCACAUUCACCAGCAUGAUAUCGUGCACAGGGACUUGAAGCCUGAGAAUUUACUACUAGCGAGUAAAUGUAAGGGUGCUGCUGUCAAACUGGCUGACUUCGGACUGGCUAUAGAAGUCCAGGGGGAGCAGCAGGCCUGGUUUGGGUUUGCUGGUACUCCAGGCUACCUCUCCCCUGAAGUCUUAAGGAAAGAUCCUUAUGGAAAACCAGUGGAUAUAUGGGCAUGUGGAGUGAUUCUGUACAUAUUACUAGUGGGGUACCCUCCCUUUUGGGAUGAAGAUCAGCACAAACUCUAUCAGCAGAUCAAAGCCGGAGCCUAUGACUUCCCAUCACCUGAGUGGGACACUGUGACUCCUGAAGCCAAGAAUUUGAUCAACCAGAUGCUGACGAUAAACCCAGCAAAGCGCAUCACGGCUGACCAGGCUCUCAAACACCCAUGGGUUUGUCAACGAUCCACUGUCGCAUCAAUGAUGCACAGGCAGGAGACUGUGGAAUGCUUGAGAAAGUUCAAUGCUAGAAGGAAGUUAAAGGGCGCAAUCCUCACAACGAUGCUUGUGUCUCGGAAUUUUUCAGCUGCCAAAAGCCUGCUGAACAAGAAGUCAGAUGGAGUGAAGAAAAGGAAGUCGAGCUCCAGUGUGCAUUUGAUGCCACAGAGCAACAACAAAACCAGUAUAGUAAGCACUGCAAAAGAAACACCCCCAGUGCAGACGUCCAUGGAGCCUCAAACAACUGUUGUCCAUAAUGCUACAGAUGGCAUAAAGGGUUCCACAGAGAGCUGUAACACCACAACUGAAGAUGAGGAUCUGAAAGCUCCCCCUCUCUCCACCGGGGACGGCAGCUCAGUGCUUGAAGGACGGAGGCACAGUGAGAGCAAAACACAGACUGAGUCCAUGCAGUCCCAGCUUUCUCUCUGUUUCUCAGCCACUACACAAUCUUGUGAAGAGAAGCUCCAUGCCUGGGACAGCCCAGGGCAGACAUUGGAGUUAGAGCGUGCUCGGUCGGAGCCUUUGCUAACUCCAGUAGUUCCCUUUGUACUUAACCGAGCACCGUUGCGUAAGCAAGAGAUCAUUAAGAUAACAGAGCAGCUGAUAGAGGCCAUCAACAAUGGAGAUUUUGAGGCUUAUACAAAAAUCUGUGAUCCUGGCUUGACCUCAUUUGAACCUGAAGCCCUGGGGAACCUGGUUGAAGGAAUGGAUUUCCAUAAGUUUUACUUUGAAAACUUACUGUCGAAGAACAGCAAGCCGAUCCACACGACCAUCCUGAACCCGCACGUGCACGUCAUCGGGGAGGACGCGGCGUGCAUCGCGUACAUCCGCCUGACGCAGUACAUCGACGGCCAGGGCCGGCCCCGCACCACGCAGUCCGAGGAGACGCGCGUGUGGCACCGCCGCGACGGCAAGUGGCUCAACGUGCACUACCACUGCUCCGGAGCGCCUGCAGCCCCUCUCCAGUGAGGAUCACAGACGGCAACUUGUGGAGAUACUCAGCUGGAGGGCAAUAUCUUCUUAGCAAGCAGCUCUGGAGUGCCUGAGUGACAGCAACGGUCAUGUCUGUUUUGACAUUAAAAAAUUAAAUACAAAUUACAAACAGGCAGCAGCCAAAUGCACGAAACCCUGCAUGCAUCUGAUGCUCCGGGCACUGCCUUUCUGUUGUUUUCCAUGGAUCCAUCGUGUCUGUUUCUGCUGUACGAAGGUGUUUUUAAAUCUAAAAAAAAAAGACAAGUUGUUUGUAUAAAAUAAUAAAAAAACCAGGAAUAAUGCUAAAUAAAUGACAGAUUAUCCAACAUGCCCCCUCCCCCAGGGCUAAGAAAGUGGCAGCAGCCGGAACAUCUUUCAGAAAUGAAGUGAGGGGGAAAGCAAAAGUGAAGGAGAGAGAGAGAGAGGGAGAGCAAGAAAGGAGGCGGCUUGAACAGCGGAUGGCUGAAGUGUGCUCCGCAAAGCCAAGGUGGAAGUUAACACCGCGUUCGCGCUGUGCUGCAGCUGCAGUCGUGAGAGGGGCAAGGACACCCCAGAGGAGCCAGUGUGAAGACUGGGGUUCGAGAGAGAGGAGGUGCUUCUCUUCCUGUUGCCCAGCAGUCUGACUUCAGCCUGUUUAUUCGUCGAUUUCUGCACAGCAAGAACGCUAUGGAAACCUGGUUGCUCGGCUGCUGGAUCCCAAAACAGACUUUUUAUUUUCUUUUUUUUCUUUUUUUUUCUUUUUUUUUCUUUUUUUUUU
Molecule: messenger RNA, 2811 nt
Organism: Prinia subflava (tawny-flanked prinia)
Lineage: Eukaryota; Metazoa; Chordata; Aves; Passeriformes; Cisticolidae
Gene: CAMK2G
Product: calcium/calmodulin dependent protein kinase II gamma
Exons: 23
Coding region: 225-2051 (608 amino acids)
Biological process (GO): protein phosphorylation
Molecular function (GO): ATP binding; calmodulin binding; calcium/calmodulin-dependent protein kinase activity
Source: RefSeq, a predicted model, not a curated record